AUGGUGUCUCGCCCAGUUGAUCUUGUCAUUCAACACCUCGCAGUCCAAAUUCGCCCUUGGUAUCAUAACACCUUCAAAAGAUUCCCCAUUCAGGACUAUGUUAGAUUGAUCUACAACGAUGCUCUUACCUUCGACCCAGUCACAAAGAGAGGAGGUUUAAGAGCCAACUUCAGAUACCCAAGUGUAGCUCGCAACCAUCAUAACAGAAGGUUGCAAUUACUUGCAAGUGAACUCGAAUACCUCAAGAAUGCAGUCUGCGAUCCAGAACUUGAUCCAAUGUCAGUUAGUGACUGGGUAACCAGUGCUGCUGUCUUAAUGAUUAAGGAAGCUGAUGGACCAAAUAUUCAAAGGCAGCUGAGUUAUGGAAGAGUUGAUAUCAACAAUGUCAACCAAGUUGGAGACCCAAACAAUAUUCCAAAUGCUUAAAACUACAAAUAGAGCUUGGCUGCUAGAGGAUUCAAUGAUGAGGAAAUUGCAGCAUUAGCUUCAGUUGAAGCACUUGGAUUAGUCUAAGACCCAGCUCACACUGAGCUCUCCUCUCACUUGAAAAUAGAUAACUUCUUCUAUAAAUAAGUCUUAGCUGGAAGAGUCAGUCACCUUUAAAUCUCUCACACUCUCUUAAAUGACCCAGAGCUCAAGGGACAUGCCACAAAGUAUGCUGAGGACAAUAAAGCUUAUAUUGCAAACUUUGGCAACGCCCUAUUGAAGUUAACAGAACUAGGAAAUAAAUCAGAGGAGUUGACAAGCAUUGAACAUCUUAUUGAUUUUUCAUCAUAAACCAGAAAUAAAUUCUGA
Messenger RNA from Stylonychia lemnae, 795 nucleotides. The record is from the annotation of a GenBank genome assembly. NCBI's taxonomy places the organism in Eukaryota, Ciliophora, Spirotrichea, Sporadotrichida, Oxytrichidae.